This is a messenger RNA of Aspergillus heteromorphus CBS 117.55, 1486 nucleotides long. RefSeq names its product 2-methylcitrate dehydratase. The record is from RefSeq and is a predicted model, not a curated record. NCBI's taxonomy places the organism in Eukaryota, Fungi, Ascomycota, Eurotiomycetes, Eurotiales, Aspergillaceae. Gene Ontology annotation, molecular function: 2 iron, 2 sulfur cluster binding; 2-methylcitrate dehydratase activity. The transcript is spliced from 2 exons. Bases 1 to 1425 code for a protein of 474 amino acids.
AUGGCCACCUCCGAUCGGCGCUACGAUGAGCCCAUCGCUCGCCUCGUCGAGUAUGUCUACCACUAUGAAGUGACCAGCGAUUUGGCGAUUCUGCGGGCCCGGCAUGCCCUCAUGGACGCGCUGGGCUGUGCUCUGGAGACUCUUCAGCAGAGUCCCGAGUGUCGCGCCCUUGUCGGCCCCUAUACCCCGGGGCUUGUCGCCUCCUAUGGCUUCAAGCUCCCUGGCACCUGCCACCAGCUCGAUCCGGUCAAAGGCGCUUUCGAUCUGGCCACUUUGAUCCGCUUCUUGGACCACAAUGAUGCCUAUCCCGGUGCCGAAUGGGGACAUCCGUCAGACAACCUGGGCGCUAUUCUGGCGGUGUCCGACUGGCUAAGCCGUACGGGAGCCACCAGCCAGCCACUGACCGUCAAAGAGGUUUUGAUCGCCAUGAUCAAAGCUUACGAGAUCCAGGGCUGCUAUCAGGUGCGGAAUGCCUUCAACAAAGUGGGCCUCGAUCACACCCUUCUUGUGAAAAUUGCCUCCACCGCUGUGGUGGCGUGGCUGAUGGGUCUCACGGAGGAACAAGCCGCCGUAGCCCUCUCUCACGCUUGGGCAGACGGUCACCCUCUGCGAAUCUUCCGUCAGAGUCCGAACGCGGGUCCACGAAAGGGCUGGGCUGCCGGUGAUGCGGCCAUGCGUGCGGUACAUCUGUGCCUGUUGGCUCGCGCCGGGCAGCCGGGUAUUCCCAGUGCUCUAAGUGAGCCUAGUUGGGGCUUCCUUGCGGUGAGCUUUGGCGGAAAGGAACUGGAGCUGCCGCGCCCCUUCAAGUCCAGGGUUAUGGAGGAGGUUUUUUUCAAGCUGAUGGCCGCUGAAGGUCAUGGUAUUUCCGCGGUUCAGGCGGCCAUGACACUGGCAGAGUCCCUGGCUAGCCGGGGCAUUGACCCUGCUACGCAAAUCAGUCGGAUUGAUAUCCGAACACACGAGGCUGCUAUGCGCAUUAUUGACAAGCAGGGUGCGCUCACCAAUGCCGCCGACCGCGAUCACUGCAUGCGAUACAUGGUAUCAGUGGUGUUGUUGAAGAACGCAGUCAUCGAGGCGGACGACUACCACGAUACAAGUGUGUGGGCUCGCGAUCCACGCGUCGAGGCCCUGCGCCAGCGGAUCCAGAUGGUUGAGGACCCGCAGUUCACUCACGACUAUCACCAUCGACGCACUGCUGCCAGCGGACUCACCGUUAUAUUGGCUGACGGGCAGCACCUGAAUGAGGUGGUCGUCGAAUACCCUAUUGGCCACCCCAUGCAUGAGGAUACACUGGCCAAAGUGCGGGCUAAGUUUCAGCGCAAUAUGGAAGGCAUGUUUACAGCGGAGGAGACAAAGCGGGUGAUCGACGCGAUCCAUCAGGACCGCAUGCCAGUGCAUCGGCUGGUGGAUCUGCUUGGUCGGUGAUCUCCGCGAUAGGUGGAUCCGGGCUGGAUGGGCGGCGAUCAGUGUUAGUAGUCGGGUUCUG